Myotis lucifugus (little brown bat) is the source of this 7724-nucleotide messenger RNA. It is a transcript of the gene MYO9B, whose product is annotated as myosin IXB. Gene Ontology annotation, molecular function: GTPase activator activity; ATP binding; microfilament motor activity. Lineage: Eukaryota; Metazoa; Chordata; Mammalia; Chiroptera; Vespertilionidae. The transcript is spliced from 44 exons. Gene Ontology annotation, biological process: actin filament-based movement; Rho protein signal transduction. The coding region runs from base 243 to 6782 and encodes 2179 amino acids. Gene Ontology annotation, cellular component: myosin complex. The record is from RefSeq and is a predicted model, not a curated record.
GCGCUGGCCGGGGACCCGACCCGGCCCGGGACCGGCGGCGCGCGGCGGCUGAGGCCCAGGGAAAGUUUGCAGUGCCGAACAUGCUCUGCACACCGCACUUGUUCGCAAAGCUCUAGCUGCAUCCUGUGGUUGGAAGUUGCUGGGUGAGACCCUCCCUCAGGUCCAGGCCUAUGACUGCAAGAAACAGCUCCAGAAGCGUGCCCUAAGCCUGGGAGGCAUGCUGAAGCCAGGCGGCUGGCAAGAUGAGUGUGAACGAGGCAGGCAGCUCCGGCUGCCAGAGGCAGGGGGCCUAUCACCUGCAUAUCUACCCACAGCUGGCCACCAGCGAGAGCCAGGCCUCGUGCUGUGUGACAGCCACCAAGGACAGCACUACGUCCGACGUCAUUCAGGACGCUAUCACCAGCCUGCGGCUAGAUGGAACCAAGCGCUAUGUGCUGGUGGAGGUCAAGGAGACAGGCGGGGAGGAGUGGGUGCUGGACGCCAACGACUCGCCUGUACACCGCGUGUUGCUGUGGCCUCGACGGGCACAGGACGAGCACCCGCAGGAAGAUGGUUACUACUUCCUGCUGCAAGAGCGUGACUCAGAUGGGGCCAUCAAAUAUGUACAUAUGCAGCUGAUGGCCCAGGCCACAGCUGCCCGGCGCCUGGUGGAGCGCGGCCUCCUGCCCAGACAGCAGGCGGACUUUGAUGACCUGUGCAACCUCCCUGAGCUGACCGAGGCUAACCUCCUGAAGAACCUCAAGCACCGCUUCCUGCAGCAGAAGAUCUACACGUAUGCGGGAAGCAUCCUUGUGGCUGUCAACCCUUUCAAGUUCCUCCCCAUCUACAACCCCAAGUACGUGAAGAUGUACGAGAACCAGCAGCUGGGCAAGCUAGAACCACACGUGUUCGCGCUGGCCGACGUGGCCUACUACGCCAUGCUCCGGAAACGUGUCAACCAGUGCAUUGUGAUCUCGGGUGAGAGCGGCUCAGGCAAGACACAGACCACCAACUUCCUGAUCCACUGCCUCACCGCCCUGAGUCAGAAGGGCUACGCCAGUGGUGUUGAGAGGACCAUCCUGGGCGCCGGCCCCGUGCUAGAGGCUUUUGGAAACGCCAAAACAGCCCACAACAACAAUUCGAGUCGAUUUGGAAAAUUCAUCCAGGUCAACUACCUAGAGAGUGGCAUCGUGAGAGGAGCUGUUGUUGAAAAAUACCUGCUUGAAAAGUCUCGUCUGGUCUCUCAGGAGAAGGAUGAGAGAAACUACCACGUGUUUUAUUAUUUGUUACUUGGCGUCAGCGAGGAAGAGCGACAAGAAUUUCAGCUCAAACAGCCUGAAGAUUAUUUCUACCUCAACCAGCAUAACUUGAAGAUCGAAGACGGAGAAGACCUGAAACAUGACUUUGAAAGACUCAAGCAGGCCAUGGAGAUGGUGGGCUUCCUUCCCGCCACCAAGAAACAGAUUUUUUCUGUGCUCUCGGCCAUCCUGUAUCUGGGCAACGUCACGUACAAGAAGAGAGCCACAGGCCGAGACGAAGGCCUGGAGGUCGGGCCCCCCAAGGUGCUGGACACGCUGUCACAGCUUCUGAAGGUGAAGCGAGAAAUCUUGGUGGAAGUUCUGACCAAAAGAAAAACAGUGACCGCCAACGACAAGCUCAUCCUUCCCUACAGUCUCAGCGAGCAAUGGAAAAAAUAUCUUCAGGCCAUCACCGCCCGAGACUCCAUGGCCAAGUCUCUGUACAGUGCCCUGUUCGACUGGAUUGUGCUGCGCAUUAACCACGCCCUCCUCAAUAAGAAAGACAUGGAAGAGUCUGUCUCGUGCUUGUCCAUCGGGGUCCUUGACAUCUUUGGGUUUGAGGACUUCGAGAGGAACAGUUUCGAACAGUUCUGCAUCAAUUAUGCCAACGAGCAGCUCCAGUACUACUUCAACCAGCACAUUUUCAAACUAGAGCAGGAGGAGUACCAGAGCGAAGGGAUCUCAUGGCACAACAUUGACUACACGGACAACGUCGGCUGCAUCCACCUGAUCAGCAAGAAGCCCACCGGCCUCUUCUAUCUGCUGGAUGAAGAGAGCAACUUCCCCCACGCCACGAGCCAGACUCUGCUGGCCAAGUUCAAACAGCAGCACGAAGACAACAGGUACUUCCUCGGCACCCCCAUCAUGGAGCCAGCGUUCAUCAUUCAGCACUUCGCAGGGAAGGUGAAAUAUCAGAUUAAGGACUUCCGGGAGAAGAACAUGGACUACAUGCGGCCAGACAUUGUGGCACUUCUGCGGGGCAGUGACAGCUCCUACGUGCGGGAGCUCAUCGGCAUGGACCCGGUGGCAGUGUUCCGCUGGGCCAUGCUCCGGGCCGCCAUCCGCGCCAUGGCCGUGCUCCGGGAGGCCGGACGCCUGCGGGCCGAGCGGGCCGAGAAGGCUGCCGCAAAUCUGUGCAGCCCUGGCGCCCGAAGUCACCUGGGGGAGCUACAGAGAGGAGCCAUCACCCCCUCGGAAAAGCUGUACCGCUGCUCAAUGCUAGAUUUCUCAAUUGACGGCUCUGAGGAGUUCGAUAUUAACGCUUUUGAGGACAUCUUUGCUUUCUAUGAAAGCAAGAACGAUUUGCAUGACCAAAUCAUCAAGACCAUCAAAGGAUUGCCCUGGCAGGGUGAGGACCCCCGUAGGCUUCUCCAGUCCCUCAGUCGGCUCCAGAAACCCCGCACCUUCAUCCUGAAAAGUAAAGGUACCAAACAAAAGCAGAUCAUUCCAAAGAACCUGCUGGACUCCAAGUCCCUGAAGCUCAUCAUCAGUAUGACCCUGCACGACCGCACCACCAAGUCGCUGCUGCACCUGCACAAGAAGAAGAAGCCCCCGAGCAUCAGCGCCCAGUUCCAGACAUCCCUUAACAAGCUCCUGGAGGCGCUGGGCAAGGCGGAGCCCUUCUUUAUCCGCUGCAUCCGCUCCAACGCUGAGAAGAAAGAGCUGUGCUUCGACGAGGAGCUGGUGCUGCAGCAGCUGCGCUACACGGGCAUGCUGGAGACGGUGCGGAUCCGGAGGUCAGGCUACAGCGCCAAGUACACGUUCCAGGAUUUCAUAGAGCAGUUCCAGGUGCUGCUGCCCAAGAACGCCCAGCCCUGCAGGGAGGUCAUCUCUGCCCUGCUGGAGAAGAUGAACGUCGACAAGAGGAGCUACCAGAUCGGAAAGACCAAGGUUUUCCUGAAGGAGACAGAGCGGCAGGCCCUGCAGGAAACGCUGCACCGGGAGGUCGUACGGAAGAUCCUGCUCCUGCAGAGCUGGUUCCGGAUGGUGCUGGAACGCCGGCACUUCCUACAGAUGAGGCGGGCGGCCAUUACCAUCCAGGCCUGCUGGCGGUCCUACCGCGUUCGACGGGCUCUGGAGCGGACACAGGCAGCCAUAUACCUCCAGGCCACAUGGAGGGGCUACCGGCAUCGGGCAGCUUACCGGCGCCAGAGACAGAGCAUCAUCCGCCUGCAGAGCCUCUGCCGGGGGCACCUGCAGCGCAAGAGCUUCCGCCAGAUGGUCGCAGAGAAGCAGAAGGCGGAAGAGGAGAGGGAAGCCCAGCAAGCCUCAAGGGAAGAAACUGCCGAGGGUGGGCCCAGCCAAGAACCACCGGAGGACGGCGAGCAUUCGCCGCUGGAGCCCGAGGUGUGGCUGAGGCACGGGCCCCCUGCGGAGAGCGUCCACCCUGAGGAGAGCCCCAGCCCAGAGAAGGUUCCCUUAUCCCAGAAAACCCCCCCUGAAAGUCACGAGAAAGCGCCCAGCAGCCGGGAGAAGCGCGAGUCCAGGCGGCAGCGAGGACUGGAGCACGUGGAACUCCAGAACAAGCACAUGCAGUCUUGUAAGGACGAGAGCGCCCUUAGGGAACCUUCCGGAACGGCCUCCCCCGAGCAGGAGGAGCGCCUCCCCCAAGACAGAAAGGAGAGCAGGGAGGAUGAAGCCCUCGCAGACACAGGGGCGGAGGCCGAGAGCCCUGCUCCUGAAAAUCAGCCCGGGGCGCCUCCUCCAGCCUUGCCAGCCUGCCAUGUGCCCGGGGAAACCCCGCAGGCACCUCAGGACUGCAUGGAACGGCCCACCAGCCUGGCUCUGGACAGCGGGGUCAGCGCACCGUCUCCCGUCACCACCCCCGAGAAGCCCCAGGACAAGAGCAAGCCGAGUGGUGGCCCAAGGGCUCAGGACAGGCCUUUGAGCCCCGGAAGCUCCACCCAGAUUCAGCGGUACCGUGAACCAGUCUCCGAGCGGCUGGCCAGUGCCGUGGAGCUGUGGCGAGGCAAGAACUUGGCUACUGGCCCCAGCGCUGUGCUGAGCCAGUCCCUGGACCUUAGCGAGCGGCACCGGGUCACGGGGACCUCCCUCACAGCCACAGAGGAGAGGCGCCUUUCAUUAUCCACCAGUGAUGUCUCCAAGCUCCUCCCGGCCCAGGCCAAGACUCAGCCUCUGUCGGAAAGCGUGGAUGGCGAGCCCAGCACGAAGAAGGCGGCCGUCCAGAAGAAGAAGUCGGGCGAUGCAUCUACCUGCACAGACUCAGGGCUGUCCCCAGGCUCCCAGGCGGACUCUAAGUCCACAUUUAAGAGACUUUUCCUGCAUAAGAACAAGGAUAAAAAGUACAGCCUGGAGGGCACGGAGGAGGCAGAGAGCUCAGUCCCCGGGCACAUCGUGCUGGAAGCCGUCACCAUGAAGAAGAAUCUAGAAGCCCCAUCGGGCCACCAGCACCGCCACGCCACGGGCGAGAAGCACACCAAGGAGACAGGAGGCAAAGGGAAGAAAAACCGAAACCUCAAGAUUGGCAGGAUCACGGUGUCAGAGAAGUGGCGGGAGUCGGUGUUCCGCCAGAUCACCAAUGCCAACGAGCUCAAGUACCUGGAUGAGUUCCUGCUCAACAAGAUAAAUGACCUGCGUUCCCAGAAGACACCCAUCGAGAGCUUGUUCAUCGAGGCCACAGAGAAGUUCAGGAGCAACCUCAAGACCAUGUACUCAGUCCCUAACGGGAAGAUCCACGUCGGCUAUAAGGACCUGAUGGAGAACUACCAGAUUGUUGUGAGCAACCUGGCGGCCGAGCGCGGCGAGAAGGACCCCAACCUGGUCCUCAACCUCUUCCAGUCCCUGCUAGAUGAGUUCACCCGUGGGCAUAGCAAGAAUGAUUUCGAGCUGCCCAAGCAAAGCAAAGCUCAGAAGAAGAAGCGGAAGCAGGAACGAGCUGUCCAGCAGCACAAUGGGCACGUGUUCGCCAGCUACCAGGUGAGCAUCCCGCAGUCGUGCGAGCAGUGCCUCUCCUACAUCUGGCUCAUGGACAAGGCCCUGAUCUGCAGCGUGUGCAAGAUGACCUGCCACAAGAAGUGCAUGCACAAGAUUCAGACCUACUGCUCCUAUCCAUGUGGGAGGAAGAGCGAGCCGGGGACCGAGCCGGGCCACUUCGGCGUGUGCGUGGACAGCUUAACCAGUGACAAGGCUUCGGUGCCCAUCGUACUGGAGAAGCUUCUGGAACACGUGGAGAUGCACGGCCUAUACACCGAGGGCCUCUACCGCAAGUCAGGCGCUGCCAACCGCACGCGGGAGCUCCGGCAAGCGCUGCAGACAGACCCCUCGACAGUCAAGCUGGAUAACUUCCCCAUCCACGCCAUCACCGGGGUGCUCAAGCAGUGGCUGAGGGAGCUGCCCGAACCCCUCAUGACCUUCGCCCAGUAUGGCGACUUCCUCCGAGCUGUGGAGCUGCCAGAGAAGCAGGAACAACUGGCCGCCAUCUAUGCCGUCCUGGAGCACCUGCCGGAAGCCAAUCACAACUCCUUGGAGCGACUCAUCUUCCACCUGGUCAAGGUGGCCCUGCUCGAGGACGUGAACCGCAUGUCGCCCAGUGCACUGGCCAUCAUCUUUGCACCCUGCCUCCUGCGCUGCCCUGACAACUCAGACCCGCUGACCAGCAUGAAGGACGUCCUUAAGAUCACCACGUGCGUAGAGAUGCUGAUCAAAGAACAGAUGAGGAAGUACAAGGUGAAGAUGGAUGAGAUCAGCCAGCUGGAGGCCGCCGAGAGCAUUGCCUUCCGCAGGCUCUCGCUCCUGCGACAGAACACUCCAUGGCCUCUCAAAUUGGGGUUUUCGUCUCCCUAUGAGGGGGUCCUGAACAAGAGCCCCACAGCCCGGGGAAGCAGCAGCGGCCCAGAGGAGCUCGGGGUGCUGCCAGAGGAGGAGGCAGCCGGCCACGAUGAGGACGAGGACCGGGAGAAGGAGAUCCUCAUCGAGCGGAUCCAGUCCAUCAAGGAGGAGAAGGAGGAUAUCACCUACCGGCUGCCAGAGCUGGACCCUCGGGGCUCUGACGAGGAGAACCUGGACUCGGAGACUUCGGCCAGCACCGAGAGUCUAUUGGAAGAGCGGGCCGGGCGGGGGACCUCGGAAGGACCCCCCGCACCUGCUCUCCCCUGCCCCAGUGCACCUGCCCCGAGCCCCCUCCCCGAGGUGGCCGCCUCUCCAAGACGAAGGCCGUCGUCCUUCAUGACGGUCAGAGUGAAGACUCCCCGGCGGACCCCCAUCAUGCCCACAGCCAACAUCAAGCUCCCCCCUGGCCUGCCCUCCUACCUCCCUGGUCAGACACCAGGUGCCCAGGAGGCUGCCAUGCUAGUGAGGCGCCGAGAGACACCUGCCCGACGCCCGGACCAGAUACACUCUGUGUAUAUCACACCGGGCGCACACCUGCCUGUGCAGGGCACUCAGGAGCCCCUGGACAAGGAUGACCAGCCACCUGGGGCCAAACGCAGGUACUCAGACCCCCCGACCUACUGCCUGCCCCCCACCUCAGGCCAGGCCAAUGGCUGAAGGCCCGCAGUACCAGAGUCAGAACAUCUGAGGACAGCCGUGUGCCGGAGCGCCAGCAUUCGGCUCUCCGAGAAGGAUCUGGAAUGAAAAGCUCCAAGAGCAAUGUGCGGUGGGCACUGGCUCCAACUGCAGAGUCCAGCAGGGAGAGGCCGGCCGGGGCUGAGCCCCGGUUUCACACAGAUGUGCCGCCGAGAGCCCCAAAUCCUGGCAGGCAGCCUGGCCUCUCCCACCCGUUUUGUACGUUUUGUACGGUUUUACAGUUAACUGUUACCUUGUGCGUGGUUUACAUAACUUUAAACUGUAACAGCCUUAACAGAAGACCAAACUGUUUUUUAUAUGUGUAUGUACAAACUUUGUAUUAACGCCCUGCCUCGCCUUUAUAACCUGGACACGGACUUCAGAGCAAAACCCACAUGGCCGCCUCACCUCGAAGGCUCAGGCCCACAGUGAGGACGGCUUGGACCAGGGGUUUGGACAAUUGGGGCACCUGACUGUCCCAGUCUGUCUGGGUCUCAUCCUCAGGCCUGGCCAGCAGUCAUCAGCCCCCGUGCAUUCAAAGAAGCAAUGGAGCUUUCCAUGGUGAUCCAGGCUGUUGGCUGGAGUGAGGACAUGAGGUGGGGGGCAGCCUUCACCUGGGGUACCACAGACCUCACAUCCAGGGUGACUCAAAUGUGGUCAUCGCUCUGUCCACUGUUCCCUGAGUGGAGGAGGCCACCCUUGGCACUGCCUGCCCCAUGUGGCAGAACAGGAACUCAGGACUGCUCAAGGGCGAGGAGGGCGAGGCCUGAGUUUGCACAUCCCUGGGAACAGCCUGGGGACCUCCAGAGCGGGGCUCCUGUCUCUCAGGCUCCUCUCACUCCCUGGACACCUGGACAGAUGGCCCUGGGUCUGGGACUAGAGGUGUCCUACAAACCAUGUGAAAUAAAGAAAAGGUGUCUGAGG